AUGCCGCCCUUGUACCAGAUAAAAACCAUCCGACAGAUGCUGGACCAUCUGGAACAUCAAAGAGAAGUGGUCAGUCCAGUAUUACAUAUGUUAAAUAUGGCCAUUGAUGAAUGCCAAUACUGGAUAAAUGACGGAGACCACCUGUAUGGAUCAGAGAACUCAGGACAGACAGAAGCCAACAUUUCCUCCACCAACUCACCAAUGAUCAGCACAAAUGUUGUAGCUUCACUAGAGCCGUCACAACAAGACAACACAGAGGACAAAACAUGCAGCAAGUUUGUGACCAUAGAAGAGCUUCAGUCUCUGCUACACAAGCUAGACAUCACUUACAUGGCAACUGGUUCACUAGAAAGAAAAUAUCUCCAGAUAGAAGAAAAUAUCAACACAGUCAAUGAUAAACUCACACGUUUUGAUGGCAAGCUAAAAUCUCAAGCAAAGAAAUUAAAACAACAAGAUAGACGGGUAGAAGAGAUAGAAAAAAACAUGGAUGUGCUGACAGAAAAAGUAGAAGAACAAUAUAACGCGACACAAAGACAUUCUGAUAACAUAAGGCAAAUUAUGACGUCAAUACAAGAAAUAAAUGAAGCUAGCUGUGACAACAAGAAACACAUAGAAGAGUUAAGUGUUGUCACUAAAGAUCUGGUCAAGAAAACAAACGAUCAUGAAACCUCUGUCCAAGAUAUAUUAGAAAGUUUGUCUAGAACUGAUACAAAACUAACAAAUGCAGAAUUAAAAGUAACUAUACAUUCUUAUCUUUAUAACGUUAUGUCCAUUCCAAAUUAA
Physella acuta is the source of this 783-nucleotide messenger RNA. RefSeq lists its product as uncharacterized. The record is from RefSeq and is a predicted model, not a curated record. NCBI's taxonomy places the organism in Eukaryota, Metazoa, Mollusca, Gastropoda, Physidae.